AUGGAGCUCAAGCACCUCCUUGCUCUUCUGCCUCUUCUCAGCCCAGCUGCUGCGGAGACCGUCCUGGGCGCCUACAUCUUCCACCGCCAUGGAGAUCGUACCACAAAGUCCUGGCCUCCUACCAGCUUGACUGCUCUCGGUGCUGACCAGGUCUACGUCUCCGGCAACUACUUCCGCAACCGUUGGAUUUCUGCCAAUGCUAGUCAUCAGGUCAACACAAUGGCCACCGACAUUGCUGUGCUCUCUCAGAUGAGCGUCACUGCCCCCAUCGACAAUGUCCUGCAGAACUCGGCUCAGGUGUUCCUGCAGGGUCUGUACCCUCCCGCCGGAGAUGCUGCCGUUCAGACUCUUGCCAAUGGUAGCGACACGGAGGCACCUCUUGGCGGAUACCAAUACAUCCCCGUCAAUGCCGUCAGCAACGCCGCCAGCAGCGGGUCUGCUGAGGACAAUGAGUGGCUCCAGGCUGGUUCCGGCUGCGGCAAGGCUGUAGUGAGCAGCAAUGACUACUUCAAGAGCACAGAGUAUCUUGACACUCUGGAUCGGACAACCGAUUUCUACCAAAACCUCCUACCGGUCAUUAACACGACCUUCUCGGCUGACAAGGCAAGCUUCAAGAACGGCUACACUAUCUUCGACUAUGUCCACGUCUCUAUGAUUCACAACGCUACUAUUCCUUCUCUCCCGCUCCUCACGAACGAGACGCUCUUCCAGCUGCAGACUCUGGCUGACCAACAUGAGUGGGGUCUUGCAUACAACGAGUCCGAGCCUGUGCGUGCCAUUGCCGGCUCUGUGCUUGCUGCUCAGAUCCUGCAGUCUCUUAACACGACCAUGACGGCAUCUGUCACCAAGAAGUCGGCCCAGAAGAUUGGUAUCCAAUUUGGUGCCUACGCCACAUUCAUGUCCUUCUUUGGUCUGGCCAACAUGACCGCCGCGUCCGAGGACUUCAAGGGAAUUGUUGACUACGCUUCUAGCAUCGCCUUUGAGCUCGUCACAAACACCUCACUGGACAGCGUCACUGGUGCCAUUGAUCCUGCUGAUGUGUCUGUGCGCUUCCUCUUCAGCAAUGGCUCUGCCAGCGAUGCCAACCCACCAAAGGAAUUCGCCAUGUUCGGCCAAAGCGAGACUCUUCUACCGUACAACACCUUCGUCAAUGAGAUGAACAAGUUCUCCAUCGGCGACACUGCAUCCUGGUGCAAGGCAUGCGGCAACAGCACCGGUGUCUGUGCCUCAUCCACCGACUCCGGCUCUGGCAGCACUGCCACUGGAACCACUAGCUCAGACAACAACGGCGGCGGCAGCAGUGGUGUGUCUAAGCCUGUUGCUGGUGUGAUCGGAGCGCUGGUUACUCUCGUAGUGAUCCUCGCCAUUGAGGGAUUAGUAAUGGCUGUUGCUGGACUGAGACUGGUGAAGAAGAGAAGCCAGGCAGCCGCCGCGGCAAACAAUGCUCCUCUUACUUCAGAGGCGAAAGACUAG
Messenger RNA from Phaeoacremonium minimum UCRPA7, 1473 nucleotides. RefSeq names its product putative histidine acid phosphatase protein. Gene Ontology annotation, molecular function: phosphatase activity. Bases 1 to 1473 code for a protein of 490 amino acids. The record is from RefSeq and is a predicted model, not a curated record. Gene Ontology annotation, biological process: dephosphorylation. Lineage: Eukaryota; Fungi; Ascomycota; Sordariomycetes; Togniniales; Togniniaceae. The transcript is spliced from 2 exons.